This is a messenger RNA of Phytophthora sojae, 324 nucleotides long. RefSeq lists its product as hypothetical. NCBI's taxonomy places the organism in Eukaryota, Oomycota, Peronosporomycetes, Peronosporales, Peronosporaceae. The transcript has a single exon. The record is from RefSeq and is a predicted model, not a curated record. Bases 1 to 324 code for a protein of 107 amino acids.
AUGCCUGCUCUGGCCAUGCCAGUCAGCCGGCCUGCUGUCAGACCAAGCGCCGCACUCAUGACUCCACAAUACACACCUCGGACCACGAUGAAUCGGAAUACCGGCACGGUCGGAUGUGGUGGCACCGGCUGGAGUUCAUCCCGCAGUAUAACAUCCGUGAACAAGGUCACCAGCUCCGCUACUUGGAGGGAAGAGGCUCUGAACAAGGCCAUCGAGAGCGGAGUCGAGAUCGUGGUGAAUACGAUAAUCGAAUCAAACGAGCCGGAGGACGAUGACCCUUUUUCCACUCACCUCGCUAAAGGUACCGAUAAGGUUACGGUAUAA